Messenger RNA from Chrysemys picta bellii (western painted turtle), 2160 nucleotides. RefSeq names its product SERTA domain-containing protein 2-like. Gene Ontology annotation, molecular function: transcription regulator activity. Lineage: Eukaryota; Metazoa; Chordata; Testudines; Emydidae. Gene Ontology annotation, cellular component: nucleus. The record is from RefSeq and is a predicted model, not a curated record.
UUUUAUAAUGUCCCGGCCCAUUGCUGGGGGAGGGGCGCUCGUUGCUGGUCUGGAGCCUGCUUCCCGCAGGGCCAGGAGAUGGGGCAAGCCAGUGGGCCGGCAGCCCAGGACCCCAGGGAAACGCCUCUUGGCCCAGGGUGCGGAUCCUCGGCAGGGGUGGGGGGGCCUGCCCAAAUAACGGGAACGUUUCUGGGCGCCUUGGGGUUGGCUUAGAAACCAAGCCAGAAGCCGAGAUUGCUGGCCCCGAAUGGCUGGCGUCUCCCGUCGGCGCUUGCCAGGUUUGUCUGGAGCCGGAGCCGGGAAGGAGGGAGCCAAGCGCCUAGAUCCCCUGCGUAUCAGGAGCGAUCUUUGACACCCUUGGGCAGACAGCUGGCGGCCGAGGCUGGCCCUUCCUGCCGGAGUCGGCCCAGGCGGCCGGGCGUUCUGACCGAGCGGAGGGCCAGGAUCCCGUCCCAGCUGGGUGGCGCUCGAAGGGACAGGGCUGCUUGUGCUGAGGUCGUUGUGUGGGCGAGAGCCCCUGUGUGGAUGCCAUGAUCCUGGCCAAGUCCUUUUGCCGGGAUGGCGGAUUUCCCUCGGAACCGGGGAGAGCUCUCGCUGGUCUAACCUGCCCCGGCACUAACCGGGCUGCAAAUCUCCUUCGUGUAGAAAUGGGCCUUUCCCCUAAUCAGGUUAUCUCAACGGAGCUCACUGAGUGCGAUUAAACCCCCAGGUUCACACCACUGGUGACCUCUGUGGUCUGGCCUGCAACCAGAACUGACGUGGACAUUGCUACUUCGCAGGGGGGUGUAAAAACCUCCCGCCCCAGAGAGACCCAGCGGAGCCAGCCCAGCUCCCAGUGUAGACGCUGCUAGAUUGACAGUCGAUCUCGAUCCGCCUCUCUCGGUGGAUUAACUACAGCGAGAGAGAGAUCCCUUCUGCUGUGGGAGUGAGUGAGCCGGCCGACUGCCCCGCUACGCCCCUUAACAACUCCACCCCCCACGCGGCGCGGAGUCACGGUCCACGCAGUGAGGGCGACGCGGGGUCAGUGUAGCCGUCGCGUCACAUACGUCGACUGUUCCUGCCUUUUGGGCGCCGCUCCGCAAUCCCCCGCGCUGCCGGCACCAUCGGCGCCAGCGCUCCGGGUGAGGUGCACGCCGCCGGCACUGGGGGCUGCGUGUGGACGUGCACACGCGAUGGACUGGCUGUGGCGGCUGGACGCCAACGGAGCGAUGCCUGCGGGAGAGAAGCGCAAACUCUCGGCGAGGGAGGAUGUCUCGAGCGAUGCGGUGGCUCCUCAGGACGCCGAGCUGUCUGCGCAGCUGCGCCGGUGUCUCUUCUACGCCACGGUGGAUAAAUUCAGGACGGAAUGCGUGGCGAAAAGGCCUAACCUACACCGCCACGUGCUGAUCUGCAACACCCUCCAUCGAAUCCGGGAAGAGAUGUGCCUGGAAAAGCACCUCCUCCCUGGCCUGAAUCCCCUGACCCUUAUGCAUCCACCUCCUGUCCAGCCAGAAGUUACCCCCCCGUCUCUGGCCCGGGAGGUGACAUCCUGGUUCAAGGCGGCGAGCCAGCCUCCGAAAGGCUCGGGCGACGCGGAGACAGCGGGGCUCGACUUUUCUGCAGCCUCUGCCGUCCCCGCCAUCCUGGAGGCUCUGGAGCCGGCACGGGAGCCUGGUGGCCCGCAGGACUCACUUGCAGACCCCAGGCCUGCUGUGGAAGAAGCGGAGCUGGCGCGUCUCUUCGGAGCCGGCUCGUCCCAGAGCCACCGGCAGCCAGACGCUGGAGAGAGCCACGGGCUGGCGACAACGGGCAGCCGCUGUGCGGCUGAGGAACUUCGCCGGGGUUCGCCGGGAAACGCUGCAGCAAACCUGAGCCUGGGAACUGCCUUGGGGGAAGCGUGGCCACAGGCCGAGUUGCUGCUGGCUAGCGCUGAGUUUGCUAAACCUGCCGAUUCCUUCUUUGGGAGCUUUGAGAUCCUGGACUCCGGCUACCUCAGUGACCUGGCCGGGGACGAUCUGUUUUCCGACAUCGACACUUCGGGCUUUGAGAGCUUCGGGGCAGACGCGCCCAGCAGCCGGCAGCCCUCCCAGGCUAGCGGGGACCCGGCAGCGCCCUGCAACACGGCAGGGAGAGACUGGCAUGACCUCGACCACCUGAUGGAGAUAGUCGUGGGCUCCUAAC